Messenger RNA from Ruditapes philippinarum (Manila clam), 1441 nucleotides. RefSeq lists its product as uncharacterized. The coding region runs from base 165 to 1046 and encodes 293 amino acids. The transcript is spliced from 9 exons. NCBI's taxonomy places the organism in Eukaryota, Metazoa, Mollusca, Bivalvia, Venerida, Veneridae. The record is from RefSeq and is a predicted model, not a curated record.
UAAAGUCGAAAACUCGUGCGUAAUUAAUUAAAGUGGCACAAAGGGGAAGUGGAAAAAGGGAAAUUUUUACUUUUGUUUAACCAACCAAGAUCAAAACUUUCGUUACUCUGAACAUUUUUUCUGUUUGUAUUGCUGUUUGUAAUUUCCGAAAAGUAUACAGAACAAUGGCACAAUACAGAAUACAUGAUCCUGAAGAAUUGCUGGAAUGUCCGUACGACCGAGUACACAUGGUUAGAGCCAAGAGAUUCCAGUACCAUCUAAUCAAAUGUAGAAAGAAUUAUACAGGAACUGAAUAUGAAAAAUGUCCAUUUAAUGCAAAGCAUCAGAUGCCACGGCCAGAAUUCCGCCACCAUCUGGCAAACUGCCCAGACAAGGCAAUGGUUGAACCAGAACUCAAUUAUGCUGCUAGAAGAGAGAAUGGAGAUGAGAAUCUGUUGAAGGGAUGUACAGAUGUUCCUGUCUACAAUGAUAUAGAUAUUGAGUCAGGAGAAGAUUGGGAAGCUGAGGUGUCAGCUCCAGUGAGGGUUGGUCCACAGUAUGACAACAGCUACUUUGAACGUGUUCAGUUUAAAGAUUUGUCAGGAUUCAACAAAAAUCAAAAGGCAAUAAUAAAUGAUAACAGACUUACAACUAAACAGAAAAUGGAGGAGCUAAAUAAUGAGAUACCCUAUCGUAACACAGGACAUAGCGCUGAGGAGGAGAAUCUCCGCCUGCCAAAGACAACCUCAAAGGCUGCGAUGACACGCAAGCCUCAGGUGCCACAGCCAGAGUCAAGCGUAUUUGCCUACAGCAUAAGGCAGAGUCAGGGGCGUGGCCGGGGUAUGGCUUCAUCCAAUCCUGUAACUAAUGGACAUGCACCUGCAGGAAAUGACACUUUUGCACCAACGAUGCCAUAUGGGAGGGGGAUGAGCAUGGGGAAUCUGCCAGUGGGAGGAGCUGUUGGCCGUGGGCGGGGCAUGGUGACUGGUGCAGUAGGCCGUGGAAAUCUAGCCCCUCCUCCAGGUUUUUGUGUCCCAAAAGUAGGAUUGAAUAACCAGGAACCAUGAAGAUUUUAGUGCUUCUUCCAGUUAUCUAAGAUGAUGAAACCUCGGCUGUUCAUAAGCUGUAUUAUAAUUAUACUCUGAAGACGAGCAGGAAUUUCUCUUAAUUGGAGGUCGGGAGAAAUCAUCUUAAAACUGAGUUUUACAUUUAAACUGCUAUGAUUUUAAUUUCAAUCAUCAAAAACUGGGUUGAACCCAGAUGUACAUAUGUUUUAAAAGUUUUUUUAUUACCAUUUCUUACUGUAAAUAAGGUAGUUCAUAAAUAAUGACUCUUCAUUUCAUUUUGCCUAUUUUAGUUACGUUUUCUUCACUUUAUUUCAUUUUGCCUAUUUUAGUUUUGUUUUAUUGUAUUUUAUGUGCUUUUAUAUUAUGUACAUAAAUUGUGGUAAUGUUAAUGAAAA